AUGGUGCUGGAUCUCGAUCUUUUCCGUACUGACAAAGGUGGAAACCCUGAUAAGAUUAAGGAAAAUCAGAAGAAACGUUAUAAAGAUGUGGAAUUAGUUGACAGGGUUAUUCUGAAAGACUCCACAUGGAGACAGUUGAGACAUAAGGCCGAUAACUGGAAUAAACUGAAGAAUGUUUGUAGUAAAGCUAUUGGUGAAAAAAUGAAAAAGAAGGAACCACAAGGUGAUCCCAAUGAUGAUGUUCCCGAAAACGUCUCAUCCCAGUUAGAAAAUUUGACCAUAGAAUUAUUACAAACCAUUACAGUGAACCAGAUCAAAAAGGUACGUACAUUAAUUGAUGAUGCAAUUGUGAGAAAUGAUGAUGAGUUACUGAAAACAGAGAAGAUGAGGAAUGAUGCCCUGAGGGAAAUUGGAAAUCAUCUACAUGCAUCAGUACCAAUUGAUGACAAUGAAGAUAACAAUAAAGUUGAGAGAACUUUUGGAGAUUGUGAGAGGAGAAAAAAAUAUUCACAUGUAGAUCUGAUCCAUAUGAUAGAUGGGAUGGAUGGUGAUAGAGGAGCUGUUGUCUCAGGUGGCAGAGGUUACUAUCUGACAGGGCCAGCAGUAUUCUUAGAACAUGCUCUCAUACAAUUUGCCUUGAGGAUACUGCACAAAAAAGGUUACAAACCUUUAUACACACCCUUCUUCAUGAGGAAAGAGAUUAUGCAAGAAGUAGCUCAACUCUCUCAGUUUGAUGAAGAACUUUACAAAGUUGUUGGAAAGGGAAGUGAAAAGGCAGAAGAAAAGGACAUUGAAGAAAAGUAUUUGAUAGCUACUUCAGAACAACCCAUUGCAGCUUUCCAUAGGGAUGAAUGGAUUGCUGAAAAUUCUUUGCCCAUCCGUUAUGCAGGAUAUUCAACAUGUUUUAGACAAGAAGUUGGAUCCCAUGGUCGUGAUACUAGAGGCAUUUUCAGAGUACAUCAAUUUGAAAAGGUUGAACAAUUUUGUUUAACAUCCCCCUUCGAUAAUAAGUCAUGGGAAAUGAUGGACGAAAUGAUAAACAAUGCCGAAGAAUUUUACAAAUCCCUAGAAAUUCCUUACCGAGUGGUUAACAUUGUAUCAGGAGCAUUGAAUAAUGCGGCAGCAAAAAAAUUGGAUCUAGAAGCAUGGUUCCCAGGAUCUGGAGCAUUCCGGGAAUUAGUAUCAUGCAGCAAUUGCCUAGAAUAUCAGGCUAGACGAUUGCUAGUCAGAUACGGUCAAACGAAAAAAAUGAAUGCCACAACGGACUAUGUGCAUAUGUUGAAUGCCACCAUGUGUGCGGUUACCAGAGUGAUCUGUGCUAUCUUGGAAAAUAAUCAGACCGAAACCGGUAUUGCAGUACCUACUGCCCUUAAGAGUUUCUUACCGGAAGAGUAUCAGAAUGAAAUCCCAUUUGUGAAGCCUGCGCCCAUAGAUGUGGAAAAGGAUUCCAAGAAGGCAAAGAAACAAAAAGAUGGCAUGAAAAAAGGGGGUGGAGAAGAAUAAUGUGA
Phaedon cochleariae (mustard beetle) is the source of this 1508-nucleotide messenger RNA. Lineage: Eukaryota; Metazoa; Arthropoda; Insecta; Coleoptera; Chrysomelidae. The record is from the annotation of a GenBank genome assembly.